This is a messenger RNA of Aspergillus niger, 777 nucleotides long. Its product is annotated as 40S ribosomal protein eS4. NCBI's taxonomy places the organism in Eukaryota, Fungi, Ascomycota, Eurotiomycetes, Eurotiales, Aspergillaceae. Bases 1 to 777 code for a protein of 258 amino acids. The transcript has 4 exons. Gene Ontology annotation, molecular function: RNA binding; structural constituent of ribosome. Gene Ontology annotation, cellular component: ribosome; cytosolic small ribosomal subunit. The record is from RefSeq and is a predicted model, not a curated record. Gene Ontology annotation, biological process: translation.
AUGCCUCGCGGACCUAAGAAGCACCAGAAGCGCCUUAGCGCGCCUUCUCACUGGCUCCUGGACAAGAUGUCCGGAACCUACGCCCCCAAGGCCUCCCCCGGUCCUCACAAGCUCCGGGACUGCCUGCCCCUGAUCGUCUUCAUCCGCAACCGUCUCAAGUACGCCCUUAACGGCCGUGAGACCAAGGCGAUCAUGAUGCAGCGUCUGAUCAAGGUCGACGGCAAGGUCCGCACCGACCCUACCUACCCCGCUGGUUUCAUGGACGUCAUCGGCAUCGAGAAGACCGGCGAGAACUUCCGUCUCAUCUACGACACCAAGGGUCGCUUCACCGUCCACCGUAUCCAGGCUGAGGAGGCCGAGUACAAGCUCUGCAAGGUCAAGCGUGUUCAGCUCGGCAAGGGCGGGAUCCCAUUCUUGGUUACGCACGAUGCGAGAACCAUCCGUUACCCCGACCCCGCCAUCAAGGUCAACGACACCGUGAAGAUCGACAUUGCCACUGGCAAGAUCGCCGACUUCGUCAAGUUCGACACUGGUGUUGUCGCCAUGGCCACCGGUGGUCGUAACAUGGGUCGUGUCGGUGUCGUUACCCACCGUGAGCGCCACGAUGGUGGUUUCAACAUCGUCCACAUCAAGGACGCUAUUGACAACACCUUCGCCACCCGUGAGUCCAACGUCUUCGUCAUCGGUCAGGACAAGCCCUGGAUCUCCCUGCCCAAGGGCAAGGGUGUCAAGCUCUCCAUCGCUGAGGAGCGUGACCGCCGCCGUGCCCUCCAGUAG